AUGAACCACACCAGACCUCUACCCCCUGUAGUCACUACUGUCGCUGAGAAGGUCCAGGUUCAAACGCCGCAGGAACGGUUGGAAACAACUAAGGUGGAUGAGGGCUCCUAUGAGAUACAGGUCAUAAGGCACCGUGGUAGAGUCCCUGCUGAGCGGCUGAGUGAACCAGAGACGAGUCAGCAAGAGAUAGGCUGGCUCAUAGGCGUCAGAGCUCAGCAACUCAAACGAAAGGCUUGUCAGAAGGCCACAGAUAAGGAUGGCAGUGCCCCAGCAGUCGAGUUCGCUCCGACAGCCAACGCCGCUAAAGAUCUGCCCAGAUCCACUGUCCACCAUAUGAAGACGUUGAACCCUUCGAAGUGGAGAUACAGUAAGGGUAAAUGUGAUGUGACUGAGUAUGUUGAUAAGUAA
This is a messenger RNA of Perkinsus marinus ATCC 50983, 408 nucleotides long. RefSeq lists its product as hypothetical. The transcript has 4 exons. Bases 1 to 408 code for a protein of 135 amino acids. The record is from RefSeq and is a predicted model, not a curated record. Lineage: Eukaryota; Perkinsozoa; Perkinsida; Perkinsidae.